GUAAUCAUCAGCCAUGAGUCGUUUAUACGACACUGUUGAACCAUCAGUAAUUGAUGAGGAUAUGCUCCAGAAAGCUGUUGAGGAACAAGGACCUAAGGAUGAAGCAGGAAAAAUUGCUAAAGCUGAGGGUAUUGACUUUGGAGAUGUGGAAUCACUCAGAUUAGAGUUCAAAAAUAUUUUGGAAAUUGACAAUUUGUGGAGUUUUACCUGUCUCACAAAAUUGCAGCUUGAUAACAACAUUAUAGAAAAGAUAAAGGGCUUGGAUGAACUUGUCAACCUUAUAUGGCUAGAUCUCUCUUUCAACAAUAUUGAGAUGAUUGAUGGUCUAGAUAAACUGACAAAACUUCAAGAUUUAACAUUAUAUAACAACCGUAUCUCACGGAUAGAAAAUAUGGAAAAACUUACAGACCUACAUGUAUUCUCUCUUGGAAAUAACAACCUCACAGAUCUGGAAAAUGUUGUUUAUUUGAGAAGAUUUAAGAAGUUGAGAACAUUAAACUUGAAUGGUAACCCAUUCUGUGAGCAGGCAGACUACAAACCACAUGUUAUAGCUUACAUCUCUUCCAUUGAUUUCCUUGACUACAGACUUAUUGAUGAACAGUCUAGAGCUGCGGCGACAGAGAAAUACCACCUGUCUAUAGAGGAGAUGUUACAUAAUGAGAGACAAGCUGAGCUUAGACAGGCUGAAGAUGAACAGAGAUUAACAGAAGAAGGCACACAUAAGGAAGCCUAUGUAGAUGGUUUGAAUGGACCUGACUUGUUUGAGGGCAUGUAUGCUGAUGAUACAGAGGGCAAGAAGCUGAAAGAGAUGCCUGGUGUUGAUGAACUUGUCAUGUUAUUCCGAGAAAAAUUUGUCAACAUCUGUAAACAAAUAUUUGAGUAUGGUCUUCAAGAAAAUGAUAAAAGACAGGAAGAGGUCAACCAGUUCUGGGAAUGUGCAGAGGAAGCAAAAACAGAGAAUAAGGAAACAGGCAUGGUACACAUUGAUAACUUCAUGAACAUGAAGAAAAAGAUAUUUGCGGAGCUAAAUCAUAUCACAGAUAACAGUCUGUUGGAUCAGAAAGUUAAGGAAUACAACAAAGAUGUGACAGAACUAUGGGAUAAACUCAUGGGAUUAGAACUGCAACUUGUAGAUCAGUUUGAGGAAAUCAUCAAAGACUUUGAGAGAAACCUGCAGGACAUGGGAUCCAACUUCAUUGAAAACGUACAAGGUUACCUGUCACAGUGCCGUGACCUUGAAAAUGCUCAUCAUGAACGCAUGCUCGAGAUUGCCAUCAUUACUCUAGAGAAGUUUGUGAAAAAUGAACUGGAUGACGAGAUUUCAGAAGACCUGAGAAAUUUGUUUGUGGACAAAGACACAAUUAUCAACGCUGUGACAUCAUCACAUGAUGUGCACUUACUAAAAAUAGACAACAAGGAAGAUGAUAUGGUCACGAGAAUCAACAACUGGAUGAAAACUUCCAUCGAAAAAAUUCAUUAUGAGCAGGAAGUGAAGCGUAAUCGUGAACGCGUUGCUGAAAUAAACAAUUUGAUAGAUCAUUUACGAGAUGAAAUAGACAACUUGGAAGUGUUACAGGGUGCUGGAUAUUGAGGAGUAGAAAUGAGCCGCGUCAUGACAAAACCAACAUAGUGCGUUUGCGACCAGCAUGGAUCCAGACCAGCCUGCCCAUCCCCGCAAUCUGAUCAGUAUCCAUGCUGUUCGCUUACAAACCGUAUAACAAGUAGAGAAACAGAUAGCGAACAGCAUGGAUCCUGGAUCCAUGAUUAUGUUGGUUUUGUCAUGACGCGGCUCAAAUGUGUGAGAGUUCAUACUGACUGACAUUUCGUAUCAUUUGAGAAUGUAAUGAGAAGCCUGAAUGUUGUGUUGAUGCUUCAGGGGAAUUGUUGAUUGUUAUGAUGACCCUUCAAUAUCAACUACAGUUUCAUGUUUUCAGUUAUUUUGUGAUGAUAAAAUAGUACCCUAGCAAUUAGUGAUUUAUCACUUUUUUACACCGCCUCCGUGGUCAAGGGGUUAGAGUCGAUGACUUCUAAUCCACUUACCUCUCUGGCGUGAGUUCGAUCCCCGGGAGAUGCUUUGGUUGUUUAGCGCGGAGGAAGGUAGUCUAGUACUGGUGUAACUCUCCAGGAACGAUGGUUAGGAAACUACCCGCCUAUAUGACUGAAAUACUGUUGGGAAAAGGCGUAAAAUGACAUAAACAGACAAAAAACUUUCUUUUCUUUUGAAAGCUGUGAAACUUCUAUUUUUUUUAAACAUCAGUUUAUUUACAAUGUAUUAUUGUUCUGUGAAAUGUUGACUUAACAUAUUAAGAUGAACACAGGGCAGAUCAUUCUUGUCUAUUACAAUAAAUGGAGUACAAGAUUUCAUAUUCAUCAUUAUAAAUGUUACAUUUUUGAAAGAACUUUUGAAUAAGGCAUAUGCAUUUAGUUAUUGGUUUUAAAAAGCAGAGUCCAAAACUAUAUCUUGUAUUAUUUGUGCAGAUGUUUAAAUGUUAUUUCUUGUUAUAAAUGUGUAUGUUAUAUUUAUUUCUGAACUGAUUUAAAUAAAAUAAAAUCAUACUUGA
Ruditapes philippinarum (Manila clam) is the source of this 2561-nucleotide messenger RNA. RefSeq names its product dynein regulatory complex subunit 3-like. The coding region runs from base 14 to 1591 and encodes 525 amino acids. Gene Ontology annotation, molecular function: protein binding. The record is from RefSeq and is a predicted model, not a curated record. The transcript has 10 exons. NCBI's taxonomy places the organism in Eukaryota, Metazoa, Mollusca, Bivalvia, Venerida, Veneridae.